Stylonychia lemnae is the source of this 1125-nucleotide messenger RNA. Lineage: Eukaryota; Ciliophora; Spirotrichea; Sporadotrichida; Oxytrichidae. The record is from the annotation of a GenBank genome assembly.
AUGUUUAAUGAUAAGAACAUCUAAAAUUUUUCUAACAAAACAAAUAGAAAAAUCAUUCAUCCGACCUAACCCACUUCCCCUAUACUCUCUCACUAGAAAAAACGCAGAGUUAAAAACUUUUUUGAAGAAAAUCCAUAGAUAUUUCAUGACUUCUCCCAAUAGGAUGGUCUAUUUUUCUCACAGUCAAAACUUAUAUUUGAAAAUGAAACGGGACCAGAAAAUUUCUUCAUGAGACGCUCACCUAAUUUGAGUGGAAUGAGUUCCCCAAUAAAUAGUUUCAUUAAAUCAAGAAACGACUUUUCUUAUAAUAGUGGUAUGAGUGGAGGAACGGGGUUGCAGUAGAUGGCUCAUUCUCGAAUGAAACAAGUCAUAUUUAAUUAGAAAAAGGAAAGAACUUUGUUAAAUCUGAGAUAUCAAAAGCGACAGUGGCUUGGGCAGGCCAAGGAUAUACCUGAUAAGCAUAAAAGUUAUAGUAGUAUCAAAUUGCCAAAUGCUAGUGGAAAUGGAUUAUCAGCUACCUCUACUAAUAUGCAAUAAUAAUUUGUUCAGGAUUAAUAUUUGGACUCAGAAAAAUCAAUUAAUAAAGCAGUGAUUCCAGAUUAUAGCAAAAGAAGAAUGAGGCGUCUCAAUGACAAAGUCAUAAGCUUUUGCUCAGAAGACCAAGAGAAAGAGAUAAAGGUAGAAUGCAAGAGUAUUAAAGUGCAGAAUUAGAAAUAAAGAUAUUUCCCGAAUCUUAAAAACAAAUCAAAUCAUCCUACUGAAGUGUCAUUGCCUAAUUAUACAUUCUUGAGUUAAAAAAGAAAAAAGAUGCGCAAAGAAAAUUUAAGUUUUUCCUUAUUGAAUAUAACCGAAAAUAGGAAUAAAAUUCAAAAUCAAUAAACCAAUAAAUUUCUUAGAGACCUGCUUUAGAAGAAUCUGACCAAUUUGUAUGUAAAGGCAAAUGGGAUAGCUAAUUAGUAGUUAAUCUAGCAAUUGGCCUUGCAGUCACAGAUACACAGAGUUCCUGUCUAAAAAUCAGACUACUAGUCUUCGAUGUCACCAAAGCGGGAAGUAAUUAUCGAUAUGAGAGGUCGAGGCGUCCUCAAAAUAGAAUCUUCUAUGCUGGAAGACGUGUAAGAUAUCUGA